Molecule: messenger RNA, 2108 nt
Organism: Cuscuta europaea
Lineage: Eukaryota; Viridiplantae; Streptophyta; Magnoliopsida; Solanales; Convolvulaceae
Source: the annotation of a GenBank genome assembly
GGUAACUCGGAUGGCCUGUAGUAAUGACUUGGUCAAUUCUCCAUAUCGUGAAGUCAAUCGAGAGCACCAUUUCUUCGGUUCUUCACGACACUGCUUCGCAUCUCGUUGCCGCCUUCAAUUAUCCAGCUGCAUGAGCCGUAUCGGGCGAAUCUUUCUCGAAUUAUCUCUCUAUCCUCGGCCAUCGUUAAUAAAUACUCCGUGAUGAUCUUAGAUGUUCGAAUGAGCCAAAAAUAGUUUUUUUUCGAUUGGUAUGUCUGAAUUUUGUAAUUUAGUGGUUGAGUAAUCAAGGGUCCUCUGUUGUUCUCCAAGCAUUAAUCUGCAGCCACUGACAUUCUAAUGUUUUGAUAAUUAUAUUCAUCCCUGUGUUUUGACCUUUCUCUUUUAUUGACUUGAACAUUGAAAAACAAAGAACUUCUAAGAUUUGAGCCUCUUAAUUAAUAAAUUCAACUAUAAGUUAGAUAAAGUGAGAGUUGAGGCAAGAUUCUCUGAUCUACUAAAACUUCAGCAGAGUGGGAGGAAAGGAUAUAAAGCUAGCUAGAUCGAUCUUGUAAGGCCGUGAUAUCUGUGUGAAUUAAAGAUUGUUCCAAACUGGUGGUAUGACUUUUUUCGGUUGCUGUUCUGGAACAAUAGCAUCUCCCCCAAGGCAUCAAAUAGACAUUGAAGAAGAAGUUUCAAGCUGUCAGCAUGUUAAGAUAUACAGUUAUAGGGAAUUGCGGAUGGCAACUGAAGACUUUAGCCCCUCAAAUAUGAUUGGGAAAGGAGGGUUUGGAUCUGUGUACAAAGGGCGACUAAGAGAUGGAACUUUGACUGCGGUUAAAGUUCUCUCUGCUGAAUCCAAGCAAGGUGCUAAAGAAUUUUUGACAGAAAUAGUUGUUAUCUCUGGCUUAGAACAUGAAAAUUUGGUGAAAUUGUAUGGUUGUUGCCUUGAAGAGGAUGCUAGGAUGCUAGUAUAUGCCUAUAUGGAAAACAAUAGCCUCGCUCAAACUCUUCUUGAAUAAUAUGCAACACUUUGAACGAUAAUAUGCAAAACAAAUAGCGUAAAGAUGCAUCGUGCGAAUAUUUGCACAAUAUACCUGAUCCGCCCCCUAUGCGCGCGCACACACACAUAUAAACAAGGGUUUCAUUGGUUUAUAGGUUCGAGGCACAACUUCAUUCAGUUUAAUUGGAGGACCCGUGUGAAAAUAUGCAUGGGUGUGGCCCGGGGACUUGCAUUUCUCCAUGAAGAAGCACAACCUCGGAUUGUCCAUAGAGAUAUUAAGGCAAGCAACAUUCUUCUUGACAGCGACCUCAAUCCAAAAAUUGCUGAUUUUGGUCUUGCAAAGCUCUUCCCCAAUGAUGUGACUCAUAUCAGUACCCGUGUUGCCGGCACUCAAGGCUAUUUGGCCCCGGAGUAUGCAAUGCUUUCCCGACUGACCAGGAAAGCGGAUGUUUAUAGUUUUGGCGUUCUCCUUUUAGAAAUUGUCAGUGGGAGAUGCCAUACCAACACACGUCUCCCAGUUAAUGAUCAAUAUCUUCUUGAAAGGGCUUGGAGAUUGUAUCAAAGAGGGGAGGUUGUUCAGGUGGUGGAUGCUUCACUAGGAGAAGACUUCAACCGUGAUGAAGCUUGUAGAUAUGUAAAAAUUGCUCUCUUGUGCACCCAAACGAUGCCGAAGAACCGUCCAUCAAUGUCAACCCUGCUGAAAAUGCUGACUGGGGACGUAGCCAUGGACGACUCGGUCAUUGCGGAACCGGGCUUGUUAACUGAACUAAUGAGUCUUAAGGGUCAAAAGAGAGAGAAAUUAUUUACACCAUCUACUGGGUCCGGAAAUUCCUCUUCGUCAGGGAACAUGAUGAUGGCUACAUCACAGGCUACAAUGACUUUCUCCUCAUUCAAUGGUGUAAGGUGAUUUUUUUACUUGCAUUUCUUUUAUUUGUUUUAAUUGAUGAUGGCGAUGAGUUUAGCUUAGCUGUAGAGUGGGUGGGGUGGGGGGUAUACGGACUUUGUGCUUCUAGCACCCAAUUUUAGUACUUCCAUUUUUUAAACAUAAUUCAUAUAAAUAGAUUGGAUUGAAGUUCAACAUUGUACGGACCUACAAUGUGACCUGACAUUGUUAUAAAUAACUUGCGCG